Molecule: messenger RNA, 8169 nt
Organism: Trypanosoma conorhini
Lineage: Eukaryota; Euglenozoa; Kinetoplastea; Trypanosomatida; Trypanosomatidae
Exons: 1
Coding region: 1-8169 (2722 amino acids)
Molecular function (GO): protein binding
Source: RefSeq, a predicted model, not a curated record
AUGUCGGUGUCGCAGCCCACGCCCGCCUCGCCUGAGGGCGAGGGAGUUGCCGCCAUUCCCAGCCCUUUCUUCGCCGCCUCGGCGAUGCCGGCGACGACCGUGCUUCGCCUUUCUUCCUCGGGGGAUCAGCUGAGAGAGGCCGCGGAGGCGGUGGAGGUGACGCUACAGAACGACUCUUUCCUAUCCGUCAUGGAGACGGAAAAGGAGGCGGCGGAUUCUACCGCCCACCGGGCUGCGGCUUCGUCCGCGAGCGGGUUCCUCCUCCCUGCGCAGGUGGUUUCCUUCGUGGAUGUGUCAAAGAGGCAGAAACCCAUGCCUUCGUUUUCGAUGCAGUCUUCCUCUGCGCGGAUGGCAAGGUUUCGGGUCAAGGGCCCGUUGUGUGGGCCGCGUGCCUUGCCGGCGCACGUGCAGGGCGUGUGCCGAGAUCCGAGUACGCUGUCCAUCCUGGACUUGGCGGCGAUGGAUCUCGAACAGCUAAAGAAGUCCUUCAUCGCCCAUGCGCAGGUGUUUGGUCGGGGUGACUUGCUUGACCUCUACAAGGUGGCGGGGGACGUGGCGCGGGAGGCGCACUACGCCGAGCGUGCACCGGAGCGAUUGCAGCGCCGGGGGCAGAUCCACACCCCGCGCAAGCACAACAAACGACUAAACGACAUGGCCCUGGGGUCCACAAGUGCACUGAGUUGUCCAGAGGAAGUAGGGGCGGCCGACAGCGCGGCCUCCAUAGCAGAGGACUCCAUCGCAAACCUUCCCAUGAAUGAGUCCUCCAUCCUUGCCAGGGGGCUUUCCUCGCAAAAGACGCGGCUCCUGUCGGUUUGGCUGUACGACCGCCUGGUGGAGCAGCAGCUCUGCGACUUCAGGAAUCCGGCGUCGAAGAGCCCGCACGAGAGUCCGCAGGGGACGGCGAUGUUGUCCCCGCGCUCCUUCCUUGGGCUUGGGACGAAGGCGAUGAUGGUGAAGCUCCGCGGCCCACCAACGCCCCAGCAGCUGGCGGCAUUUGACAUCUUCGAUGAGCUCUCCCGACGACAGCGGGAGCGUGCGUCGGGCGCCGCGCUGGACGCCGCACACACGUCGGUUGAAAACAUCCCCAUGCCGCUUCCGGCGUUUGUGUACGUCUUUAGUCGGGCGGUUUUUCGCAUGUGCUACCUGGGGCGCUUCCCGAAAGGUACAUUUUCGUCCUUCUCCCCUUCCUCCUCGACACCCGCUGCCCCCAGCGCCUCCACGGGUGCCGCAGAUGUGGUGAGAAAAGAGUCCCCCGCGGUCGCCUUCGCCGCCAUCUGCAAUCAUGACUCUCUUCUGCAAGAGGCCGCUAAUCUUCUUGAGGAAUGCCGGCAUGUUGUGAUGCGUUUCUUUGAAUUGUUUGACGCGGACAGGCGGGGCGAAUUUGCCUGGUCGACCUUCACCGACAUGCUGAUGGAGCGGGUUGAGGUGCAGCAUCGACUCAUGAUGGUCAAGGAGAGCUCGGAGUUGAAUGUGCAGAGCGAUGCGAGGGUGUUUGACGAGUACGUCUUGGAGCCCUUCCCGUCCGUGUUGCAGCGACUCGGCUACGUGGGGGCGGUGCUCGAGGUACGUUACAGUCGUUCGGCAAUUGUUGUGGAGGGCCCGUACGACUUUGCCGUCUGCGACAGUGCCUACAACAGCCUCAUUCAACGCAAACUGCUUGUCCGCUCGGCGGAUGCCCUCUUUGCGCACCGCAAGGGGGCCCCGGAGGAGUGGAGCGCGGAGCGGUGGGAGCUGGCCGCGGAGUCCGCGGCGAAUGCGCACCCAGAGCAAAAGUGCCAGCGCAAGAUUGUACGCUACGAGGAUGGCCGCAGCCCCAACGACGAGGCCGCCGCAAAGCUGCGGAGGAACGCCCCGGACGCCGACGAGAAGGAGGGCGCCGCGGAGGGCAAUAGCCCGGCUGCGGGGAGCACCGAGGAUCGCAUUGAUCGGCGCGUCAAGCCGUCGAUGCAGGCGGCCCUGCAGGUGCAGGACGUCUCCCCCGAGUUGCCGACGACCUUUGUGACCCUCCACAGCGACCUCCUGCUGCGGUUUUUUAACAUUGAGCAGCACAUCUGGGUGAUACCCGAGACGAUUACGGUCUCCUGCACGGAGACGGUCACGUCGAUGGAGUGGCACCCCGCCUCUCCCGAGGGGGAGAUGACGCUGCGGUGGUACAUCUUUCUCGGCACCCGCUCGGGAUUCGUCUUGAAGGUGCACCUGCGGGAAAUCAUGCAGAAGAUGCUCCACGUCGUCCGCGUCCGCGGCGACGUCAUGACCACAGGCAUGGCGGCGAUGGAGACCGUCCGUGAGAAGCUGGGGCCGUACAUUUUGCAGCGGCAGAAGGUUCAUAACGAAUUUGUGACCGCGCUCUCGCUGACGCCCGCCGGUGUGCUACUCUCCGCUAGCCUCGACGGCACGGUGGUGCUCAGUCGUGCGAGCAACCUGGCGCAACUGCGAUCCUUCCGUGUCGGGAACGACGCCGGGGUGCGGUUUGCCUGCAUCACGCCGCUGCGAAACAUCAUUGUGACCCUGAGUGCCGCGAAUGGUCUCGCGUUGUGGGGGAACACGCACCAGAGCUCCCACGUCGAGCUCUACGACCCGAUCUCGCCGCACUACUUUCCCAUCAUCUCCGUCACGGUGGAUGAGAGCCUGGAGCAGCUCAUCUCGGUCGAUUCCAGCGGCUACGCGAAGGUGUGGAGUCUGCGAACGAGCCUCAUCAAGAUGUCCUUCUACGCGGUCUCGCAGGAGGCCUUCUCCGCCUUUGGUCACAUGUACUCCACAGAGAACAGGCUGGAGCACAACGGCCACCGCCUCUUCGACGUGGAUGAGACGGACAAGAGGCGAUCGCGUCUGACUUACGCCGGCGGACAACAUGGAGCUGCAACAGGCCUGCAAACGGCCCUUGCCGCCGUGGAGGCAGCGACGAAGGCGAAGAUUUUUUCGCCCGCGCGCUACGUCGCCUACGAUGGGCUCUCACGGAGACUGUUUGUUUCUGGCGCCAAAAACAACGUGGUGUGCGUCUUUGUAAGCGGACUGACGUCGAGCAAGGCUCACUCCAGCCCAAUUUGCCACCUUUCCGUGUGCGAGCGGCACCGUGGGGUCUUAAGCGCGAGUAAUGCCGACUGCCGACUGUGGAACUACAACACGGGCACCUUGUCGCUGGGUCUGAAGGCAAACAGCCCUGAAUUCAUCAUGGUGCGCAUGGCGCCCGUAUAUAGUACCCGCGCGACCUUCACGACGAGUGCCCAACUUGUGGCCUUUAGCGGGGAACCCGACCUGCACACUCUGGACGCCUGCAAGCAGCCGUCGCCCACGUUGGGGGACGUUAUAAGCGCCGUCUACGCCCGGGCAGGCGCGCAGCGCCGCGAGCGGAGCGCGAAGCGGAUACCGAAUCGGAUGACCUCCGCGGACAAGAUGCGCCGAGACGCGGUACGGUCGAAGCUGAACAGGAAUGCCGCUGGCGGCGUGGUGGCAUCGAGUAGCAUGGGCGCUGGCGCGGCGGUGGCGCCGGCGGCCGCGGCGGCGCUGUCGUCGUCUGCAGCUGCCAUGGGUGUCGGCGGCGUUGGCGAUGCAGGGAGUGGGAUGGAUUUCGGCAGCGCGUUCGCUGCGGAGGACAAUUUUCUGAAGAAUCAAGGCACAACGUACCGCAUCCUCUGUGCUCACGCUGACCCACAGGAGCGGUACAUCUUCUACGCCCUCAACAACGGUGACAUUCGCGUGCAUCAAAGCGACUCUGGGCGACUGUCAAAGACGCUUGUGACGAUGCCGCCCUCCACUGACCUUAUUCUCACGGCGGUGGUGCAGUGCCGGCAUCUGUUUACUGCCGCUAAGCGGUAUACAGAGCAGGCCUACAGCCGCUUUACUGACGACGCAGAGACCUCGCAUGGGUUGACAAGCACGCAGAUGCGUGUGCAUGAAAUCGCCUUUAUUCUUCACCGUCUCUUGUACCAUGAAAAGACGCUUGCGCUGCAGCAGGAGGAGGAGUUCUCUAUUCACAAGGAGGCGGUGGGGAUGAUGACGAUGCGAGACGCACAUGAGUUGGGGGUGGUGUACGCCGACGGGGUGAUUCGCUUCUUCCCACUGGUUGGCAGCAGCGUGCAGGCGCACCGCAUUAUCAUUCCCGAGUUUCUGGUCUCCCGGGCAACGUCGUACAUGCGGUUGGAGCGAAGUCUGCAGAAGAAACUGGCGACCGUUUCGCACGAAUUUGUGCAUGCGAAAGAUGUGACGGAGGCCGCGGAGCCGCAGUUGAAUUUUAUUGUGGAGGCGGACGCCGUGAGCUUCGUGACCGUGAGCAACACACUUGGGUACGUCUGCCUUGUCCAGGUCAACGGCCGCAUCUCCAUCAUGGACAUGCGAACCCAGACGGGGUCGGUGGUGCAGGUGUUUACCGUCUCGGGUGAGGUCUCGGCGGUGGCCUUCCUUGGCGCCUACCCGUGCCUGGUGGUGGCGGACACGCAGGGCACCAUCAGUUUUUUCCUCGUCAGUGGUGCCGCCAUGCUGAACCUGCUUGAGGACUUUUACAAGUCCCUGCUUUUGCAUCGACGGCACCAGCGGCCGCAGCAUCCACUGCCUGUGGGACAGGAGAAGCAAAGCGAUGACAGCUACAAAAGCAGCAGCGGGUACUCGCUGCGCAUGUGGUGGUUUCACGUCCCCGGCACGCCCACGGCGCUCCACUUUGACCCGGUGCACGGCGCCCUGUACAUUGGCACGCGGCAGGGGUACUUCUCCUCCUACCUCGUGCGCAACCUCAUUGUGGCGUUCGACCUCCACCCCAUUCUUCCCCCCAACCGAGGCGGGAAGUCGCAUGAGCCGCACACGCCCCCUGCACGGCAGCACUACGACUCUAAUGAGCAGCGGUUGUUCAACGUGCUGCUGGUGUUCUUUGGUAUCACCCCGGAGCGCGUGAUGCUGUACCUUGACGGCGAACGCGCCGCACUGUCGGCCUACUGGCGCGCCACCAGACCCGGCACGGGCAAUUCCGCCCCCUCCGUGUCGUGGCGAGGGGCGGCUGAUUCGACGCCGCCGCUGCAAGUGCACCGCACCCCCUCGCCCGGGGGCAACUCGAUGGACAACACCGGCAGUGGCACAAGCCCAGCAGUGACAAGGAUGUGGAGAAGUUCACUUUCGUGGAUCUUUGAGGCCUGUAAAGCGCUGUUUUUCCCUCCAGCCCCCUCCACGCCGUCGCGGGAUGCCUCCGAUGCGGAAAAUCUCCCUUUUGACAUCCGAACCGUGACGCUGUCAGAUUUGCUGAUUGGGACGGCCAUCCUCCGCCAUGCGCUGCUGCUGAUGUCAAUGCUGCCGAGCUACUCCGCCACGAUGAAGCCGGCGACGGGGAAGGUGUCCGCCGCCGCCGCCGCCGAUCACCCCGCGGCGGUUUCACUCACCGUAAGUGAUAUACGCCACAUUCGUCAAUGCAUCGUGGAGGAGAUUCUCUACCGGAAAGGGAUGCAGGGCGGCGAACAGGAGCGGUACGAGGCCGCGACGGCGGGUGACGUGCAGGGGGACCUCCAUCACGCGGUGGAGGAGGAAUUUGACCCCGAGACGGUGCGUGAGAACUCGUACGUCCUUCCCACCGCCAUCGCCGCAAACUGGGUCGAGCUGCUCUUUCGCCGGCAUGUGGUGAAUGCCGCGAACGAGUCCCCACUAUCCCUGUUGUCGCCAAGCGGCAUCUUGGAGCGUGCCCGGUGCGAGCGCUAUGAGCGGUGCAAGCUGCUCCAGCUUCAGUGUGAACUGGAGCAGGACGCACAAAAGGAAUUUAUUGGGUGCUCAUGGGCGUUAAACCCAACAGCUGGACGCAGCACCGCAAUUACUGUGGACUGGGACGCGUUUCUGGAGGGCAAUUUGACGCAUCUCAUCGAGGAGGUCUUUCGCCGCCGCCGCGGCAUGACGAACGUGACUGAGGAGGAGAUGUUAAACACCGUCGACGACGGGGGUGGCGUGCGCUGCAUCACGACACGGCGGAAUGGCAUGGUGUUUGUCGGUAGUGCCAACGGCUCCGUCGCCGUCUGGACCCCGUACGGCGCGGCGCGGCUGCAGGAGCUGUGCCCAAGCAUGCUGCUGGGGGAGAGCCUUCGUCACCUGGGGAGCACGUUAAAGGCGCGGCUGGCGCAGGAGGUGGCUCGUGCCACGCGGCGCCGUCAACGCGAGGCCUACGCGGCAUCUUUGCGCGACGCCAAGGGACACGACACCAUGCUGCGGAACCUGAAUGUGAAGUACAAGGCUGCCAUGAUGAAGCAGAAGAAGGCGCGGGCGCGGGUUAUGGAGCAAAGCACGACUGGAUUGAGCGCGCUGCUUAUGGAUGCCACCACAUCUCUGCACAGCACCGCGCCAUCGCCCCAAUUCAAAAGCGGCUACUCAUCCCGUGCCUCCUUGAUCUCCCUGGCGUCGACCUAUGAUAAGGCAAACGUCCUGCUCGAGAAGGAAAAGGAGGUUCUCUUGGCCUUACUGAAUAGCACCCCGGCGGAAGCUGCGGAGAGGGGACUUCUUAUUGAGGACCUCUACUUUUUGCCGAUGCACACAGCCAUGUUAUCUGAGCUUGAGGAGUUUGAUUUGGAUGCGUAUGGCCUUGCCGUGGAUCUGGCACUGGCGCGUCUGCAACGCGACGUCUGCGGUGACGCUGCCACGGAGGAGGCAGAGGGGGAAACUCUGGUCGACAGCAGAUGUGGCAGUGUCAUGGAGGUACGCUUCAACAGGCCCGGCGAUGAAGGCAACGUCGCCUCGACGCACGCCAGCAGUUUUCGCUGGGGUAGUAGUUGGGCGGCCGGGGGAGAAGCUGGCGACGAGGCAAGGCACGAGGAGUUCAACACGUUUUUACUCACCGCACACGAGAAACUGGAGGCCGCCUUCUGCGCAGAGGAGCUGUCGCACAUGCGGUGGAAGCAGGCCCCGCCUCAACCGGCCCCCUCUCGACGCGUCUCUAAGCGUCAACGGAAGCAGCUUGGGUCAUCCAUCAAUUGCCGGGAGUGGCGACGCUCGGUGUUUGGCCAGUACACCGCGGAGUUUUCGCAGGCGAGCACCAUUUCUUGGACGUUGCCGCACGAGCGAAACCUUCCCGCCUACGCGCGGCCCGGACGAUGGCUGGGGCCCGGCGUCAUUACGGUUGCCGUCUCCACCCGACACCUGCGGCAUCUGAUGGGUUGUUUUGGGUUGGAGCUGGAGCGCAUGGCGGCCGCGGCCAGUUGGCACGGCGUGGAUGAGGCCAUCCAGGCCAUGAUUACACAAAGCAGGGGAUUGCUAUCGAACGAGUCACUUGCCGGGCUUUCACGAUCUCUCACGCGCCUGGUAUCGCGGCAUGUGCGAGGGGGCUUUGGCCCCCAAGCCUCAUUUUAUGCAAAGCGAGAGAAGAAGUAUGAGGCGCAGCCGUCGAAGCCCGCCGCACUGCUUAUGGAGCCCCUCCUGCUCAUAGCGUCGAACCACAAGGGUGAUACCGAGAGCAGCAUCAAUGAGUGCUUUCAGCAGCCCUCGGGUGAGUCACGCACCCCCCCGGUGCAUGCGUUCACCUCGGACGGAAUGGACACGACCGGGAGGCUGGAGGAGCUGGGGACCGGGUCAAAGGAGCGGUUCACCUUUUUUCUCACCGAGGCCCGCGAGGGAUCGCCCUCCGCGGCAUCGGCGGCGGCGGCCUCAAGCACGCCGUUUGCGGGUGCUGGAACCCGUCAGCCCUCUCGACAGCAGCAGAGGAGGGGGUCAAAUUCUUCCCUCUCCUUGGGCACCGACGACGACAACUUCGACGCCGCGCCCAGGGUGUUGAUGCAGUGGUCCCUGCACAAGAAGGAUCACUCGCACCGAGCCAGACUUUCCCGGACGGGUCGCGUGACGGCAGACAUCGCAAGGCCCCCAUCACUGCCCAGCUCCUACAAAUCGUCUUCUGCCGCUCCCCGUGAGAGCGGCGAGCACUGCGCCAACGCGUCCAGAAACACCGUAGCUUUGGAAGCUCCGUUGGGUACGCGACCCCACUCGCUGGAGACGUCGGUUUCCGCCACCGCCAUGCAGGAGGGCGGCAAGCAACCAAAGGGCCCUUCAGCCCCACAGACUGGCUAUAGGCGUUUAUCCAACAGCGUAUCGCUGCCGUCGCUAAAUCCGAACGAGAUGCGGGCCCCGCCAAAGCGGCUGCAGAGGGAGGCGGCGCCGUUGUCGAAGACCCAACCGCAGCUGUCUGCGGUCACCCACCGUCCACGGCGUCGCGGAUAA